GAAAUAUUUGACAAACAUUCUACUUUUUACUAUAUAUUUAAAAUGUGUGCUAUAAUUAGAAAGGAAAAGGUUGUAAUGAGAGUAAGAGAAGGUAACAUGCGGGAACUGAUCAUGAAGCCGUGUUUAUUCUUCCUGGUCCACAUUUCUGUACGGUUCGGUUCGGUUCGGGUUGUGAUGCAGUUCUGCUGUCAACCACUAGAUGGCGACGCAGACUGACAGCAGGAGCAGCAGCACGCGCAGCGGCGUCCUCCAUAUAAACACUGCUCAUCACCCAUUUAAAGAGCAGAUCGUCCAGGAUCGUCCGUGUAGCCUCCAUCGUUAUCCUUCAUCUCCUCCUUCUUCUCCUUUUUCACCUUCUUCUUCUUUUUCUCCUGAACUUGAAUGAUGGAUGAAGCAGGCUGCUGGAGGAAGUCAGUGAAGGAGAGGUGAGGAGGAGAAGCGCAACAUCAUGAUGGUUACCCGAGAUCAGAGAGAGACCCUUGACGUCAUCACGUCACUCACCUAUAUUCUGUAGGACAGCCGUCACGAUCCAGAGGAAGAGAGAGGGGGAGAAAAGGAUCACAGGAUGGUGUCUGCUUCAUCUGCAUCACGUAAGCAGUGCUGCUGUAGUUGAAGAAGCUCUUGCAUGGAGAGAAACGCAGCUGGUGUAAAUCAAACGUGUGACUGCUUCACCUCUUCGUUCAUGCUUCUCUCUACUGACUGAGGUCUGAGGAAAUCAGGAAAAGGUGAAUUUAUUUCAUCAUUUCUGUAAGAUGUGAGCUGUUGUGAUGUGAUGUUAUGGGCUGCGACGUUCCUCUCUUGGUUCCUCCCUCUGUGACCGUGCCAUCUGCCUUUGCCGUGAUGCACACACAGACACAAUAAGGUACACAAAUCGAAUAAUCUCAUCACCAGAGGGAAAUGAGGAGGCACCGGAGUUCGCUGCUCAUCUCGUGCGUGUUAGUGCUGCUCUGCUGCUGGACCAGAGCGAGCGCCUGGCCGACCCAUGACGUCAGGAGUAAUCACACUGACAGCAUAAUAAACGUGGCGGUGUGGCAGCCGGGCAGAAGACGAGACGCCGAGGUUGCGCCGAAGCAGCAAGAAAACGGAACCGAGUGGAUCAGCGGCGGCGACGACUCACUCAGAGAAGGUAACGUGUGCGCGUACCGCGUGCUGGAGAGAGGCGACGACGGCCGGCUGUGUUUUCGACAUGGUGGAGUUAACUUCACCUGUCCCAGCAGCACCUGCAGGCAGGUGAGAUCACCUGGAGGUCAGCUUCUCGCCAACCUGCUCUCCAACAGCACUGUGCUGCUCCAGUGGACUUACCCUAUGGUUCAGGAUAAAUCAGGACGCACACGAGUGAACUCAGAGAUCUCCACAAAACCUUCUACUGGGUCUCUGUUUGCCCCACCAAAAAGCCCCGGCUUGGGCGAGCAGGAGCCUCUGGGGGGCUUCAGGAUGAAGUGCUGGUGGAACGGGAGCUACACUCAGUUCGAGUGUGCGAGUGUGCACCUGGCCGGCGGCUGCAGGGACUAUCUACUGAGCGAGCUCCACGAGAACGUGCCCUACCGCAUCUGCCUUCAGCUGGCGGUUUGGGACGGGCCCGGCGAGUGUGUAGAGUUCAGCGUGUCGCCCACGGGCAUGCAGGACAUCGUGAUCGCCAUGAUGACGGUGGGCGGAGCUAUCUGCGUGAUGCUCGUCAUCAUCUGCCUGCUGGUGGCCUACAUAACGGAGAACAUCAUGAGUCCUAACGGGCAGCACACAUUUACCGCUCAGCAGCACUCUCGCCGCUCACACAACACAUACCUCUGAACACACACACACACACACACACACACACACACACAGAUGAGACCGUGAUUUCUUCAGGUAGGACAUGUUCCUGAAUCGACAUUCCUCAUAACAUUCCUCAUAAUUAAAGCCCUCUGAUGUCAUCGGCUUUUUCCUCCCAGGAAAACGAACUCACCUGAUUUGUUGUCGCUUCCUGAGCUAAAGUUCAACCCAGUGUAAAUAAUAUUCACUUCAUCGUCCCACACUGUUUACUUUUAAAUCACAGCUUCACCGCACGCUGAUGACAUCACAGAGCGGGUGGGGGGUCUUUUCAACAUGACAAUCAUCUCUUUUUACCUUUACCCCUUACCACACACCCUCAUAUAGAUCUGUCAUCUACAACCUCUUUACCAGCCUCUUACACACACACACACACACACACACACACACACACACACACACACACAUACACACAUACACUAUCUCUGUAAACAUCUGGCAACACCUACAACAAAAGACACAUCUCACAACUCACUUUAGUUUGGUAUUCUGUGUUUUCUUUUCAUCUUGAAGCAAAAAAAUCCCACAGAACCUCGGUUCUGAUCCGAUCAGAUUUCAGGUAUCAUGGUGUGUGUAUACGAACACAUACCGUACAGAAAAGCAAAUAAAACAAGACUUACGAGUCUUGACACAAACGUUCCCCUGUCCUUUGUUGCGCCCCCUACCUGUGACCGUAUGACUGACCUUUACCACUGAACUGUGCACAUUAGCAAAACUAGAUUAGCCGUGUAGAUGUUCAAGCACGUGAUAACAGUAAACGGUUUUAAGAAUAGGGUUAUAAAUUAAAUAUAGAUUAUAAUGUGAAGGUGAAGUGAAGGGUGUUAUUACUGACAGUUUAAAAGAAGAGUUAGGUUGAAAAUGCUUGUGUGGCCAAUACAUCCUGCAUCUUUCUGCUUUCACCUUGAUUAUAUUUCCAACCUAAACUUCUCAACAGUUUAAAGUGUAGAUGAUUUUAUUCCCAUGCAGAUACAUGAUCAUAAUUAGUUAGUUAUCAGGCUGCAUGGUGAAAGCUGACAGGAAAAUGAUCGAAUGCUAACGAGUGAAGCACCUGAACUGUUUUCUCCGUGUUUUUCUCCUGUAUGCAAUGCGGUUUUAUUUCUGUAGGAGUUUACAGUAAUACGGUCGGCUAACACACGCCAUCACUGUGGUGGCUACAAUAAGAUUUAAUGCCUUACGAAGUGAAUAAUAUUUCGUUAUUCUGACGCAGACUGCUGGAGCAAUCUAAUACUGUGCUCAAUUUUCUCUGUUACACAAUAAAAAAUUAACCUUA
Messenger RNA from Silurus meridionalis, 3076 nucleotides. RefSeq names its product fibronectin type III domain containing 10 (gene fndc10). The transcript has a single exon. NCBI's taxonomy places the organism in Eukaryota, Metazoa, Chordata, Actinopteri, Siluriformes, Siluridae. The record is from RefSeq and is a predicted model, not a curated record. The coding region runs from base 898 to 1788 and encodes 296 amino acids.